UCCAGAAACAUGGCGGCUCCCGUGGAUGACAUGUUUUCUCUCUGCGUGGACCCUCGCAAAGCCGCCAGCAACGUAGAAGUGAGAUUUAUCGACAAUAUAAAGGGUAAGGGUCUGUUCGCUAAAAGGAGUAUCAAGAAGGGGGACCCCAUUUUCAUCGAGAGGCCCCUCGUGUCUGCACAGUUCCUGUGGAAUGCUUUGUACAAAUAUCGAGCCUGUGACUACUGUUUACGUGCUCUGGAGACUGCAGAAGAGAAUGCCAGGAGACUCAGUGGAAACCCAGCGCUCAGCCUUCCUCGUCCUGAGCUCUGCCGCGUUCGUCCAGAGCUGCACCAGGCCUGCCCUCAGUGCCAGGUGAUGUACUGUAGCAGCGAGUGUCAGCGAGCUGCAGCGGAUCAGUACCACCGGGCUCUGUGUCUGGGCCCCUCUCAGGAUGAUCCCGACCACCCCAUCAACAAGCUCAAAGAUGCAUGGAGGAGUAUGCACUAUCCUCCAGAGACCUCCAGCAUCAUGCUGAUGGCUCGAAUGGUAGCUGUGGUCAAACAGGCCAAAGAUAAAGCACGAUGGCAGAAGCUGUUUUCUCACUUCUGCAGCCGGACGGCGAAUGAGGAGGAGGAGAUCGCCCAUAAGCUCCUGGGAGAGCAGUUCAAGGGGCAGUUGGCCUUGUUGCACAGUCUUUUCACGGCAGCACUUUAUGACGACCAUCUCGGCCGGUGGUUUGUGCCUGAGGGUUUCCGAUCUCUCUUCUCUUUGGUGGGGACAAACGGACAAGGCGUGGGCACCAGCUCCCUGAGUCAGUGGGUUCACGCCUGCGAUGCACUGGACCUUCCCGCCCAGCAGAGGGAGCAAUUAGACUCUUUUAUUGAUCAGCUUUACAAGGACAUUGAAAAAGAAACUGGAGACUUUCUCAACUGUGAGGGCUCUGGGCUUUUUCUGCUUCAAAGCUCAUGUAACCACAGCUGCAUCCCAAACGCAGAGGCGUCCUUCCCCGACAACAAUUUCCUGCUUCAUCUCAGCGCCCUCAGUGACAUCAAACUCGGAGAGGAGAUCUGCAUCAGUUAUCUGGAUUGCUGUCAGCGGGACAGAAGCCGACACAGCAGGCACAAAAUUCUGAGAGAGAACUACCUAUUUGUCUGCGCUUGCCCAAAGUGCGUGUCUCAGACGGGCGAUCUGGACAUGACGUCUGAGGAAGAAGAGGAGGAAGAAGUCGAGGCAGAUGGUGAAACGGAGGGGGACGACCUGGAAGACGAGAUGACAGAUGUUUGAUCAAAGACUCCCCCAUCCCUGCAACUACGAGUCCAAUAAGAGUAAAGACCAGUUCGGAGCACGACCCGCGUCCGAGCGUCGGCUACCGUUUCCACUCAUUCUUUGUGUUAGAGAGCAGCAGCAGAUGCAGACGGGAGGCGUCGGCUCUCGCGGCCGACACGUCGGAAGGGUUUCGGCUGAACUCCAGCACGCGCGCUUGUUUUGAAAUCAAAGACUGACGACUGAUUUUCAAAUCAAGCAGUUGACUUGAGUUCAGCUUUGCAGGGAGGCGGCGUUUAAGGGCCGGUUCGUGUUUUCAUCCAGCUGGGAUACCUUUUGAAGCUGCAGUCAUUAUUUUUUAUAGCUAAAUCUUCAACAGAUGUAGCAGGCAGUUAAUAAAUGCAGCGCACGUGGAACAAAAAUCAGCAUGUGCAUUACGUUUCUGGCAGUCAGCAGGUGAGCAGAAUAUCUACUAACGUCUCCUCUUUCAUGUUUACACAACUAUUAUUGUCACUUUUCAAGUAUAGCUUGAACCAAGAUCCAUGUUUCACUCUCCUUUCAACGGAAAUGUGACUCUUCAACAUAAUAAAGCCGUAAAUUGAU
Cololabis saira (Pacific saury) is the source of this 1845-nucleotide messenger RNA. It is a transcript of the gene smyd5, whose product is annotated as SMYD family member 5. The coding region runs from base 10 to 1263 and encodes 417 amino acids. The record is from RefSeq and is a predicted model, not a curated record. Gene Ontology annotation, molecular function: histone H4K20 methyltransferase activity; protein binding. NCBI's taxonomy places the organism in Eukaryota, Metazoa, Chordata, Actinopteri, Beloniformes, Belonidae. The transcript is spliced from 13 exons.